Molecule: messenger RNA, 1228 nt
Organism: Anopheles cruzii
Lineage: Eukaryota; Metazoa; Arthropoda; Insecta; Diptera; Culicidae
Product: protein THEM6
Exons: 3
Coding region: 561-1151 (196 amino acids)
Source: RefSeq, a predicted model, not a curated record
GAUCGUUUCUCUGUGCUUGUUAACGGUGUAGGACAAGUCUCGACCAGUGCUGUGGCAGACGAUCUAACGAUUUCAUUUGAGUUUUUGCUGCCAGUUACUAGUUCCAAAAUCCCUCGUGGACGAAUUCGUCAAUGUUACGCCGAAUUUCUGUCCGAUACUCGACCAGGUCGCUGACGUCCAAUCGAUUGUCCAGCGUGUUUCGGAGCACUAAGAGCGUAUGCCGAAGGCGAGGAUCCUCCGACCAGUAUUGCUGACACGGUACCAUGCUCGAUCGCAUGGCCUUUAUCGCUUCGUCAAUCAAAUUUUCCUCCGCCAGGAAAGUGGAUCGAUGCAAGUGAAAGAAUUCUUCGGCAUGUUUGCAGAAUUCGGUUUUCUCCAAGCUCUCAAGAAGCUGCGUGGAUCGGUACUGUUGGGCCGUUACUUGUUCUGUUUCACCUCGUCCCGUCACACUUCGGUAGUCUUCCAACAAAUCCGCAAUCAGCUGUAAAACUUUCACCUUGACCUUUAGCUCGACCGGUUUCUCCAAGACGCCAUACAGCAAACUGUAACCAUGUGCGAUAAUGUUUUCCUGUCUGUUUCUCGUGAGCCUGCUCGUACUGUACAUGGUUUGGGAUGUAAACUACUUCCUCCGGUGUGUCGUUACUCUGGGGUACGGAAUGCUGUUCCAGCGCAAACGUAAGGUAACGGAGGAAACGUCGAUCUAUAGCCUCUGCACGACACAGGACGUGGACAUAUUUAUCCGCCACAUGAACAACGCGCGGUACCUGCGUGAGCUGGACUUUGCUCGGUUCCACUUCUACGGCCUGACCGGCAUUUACGGAAAAAUCAAAGCAAAACGUGGAGGUGCCGUACAAGGAGCGUCCAGCGUGCGCUACCGGCGAACGAUUCCCAUCUUUAACGCGUACAAAAUCACUACAAGAUUAGUCUGGUGGGACGAAAAGGCUAUCUAUCUCGAGCAGCAGUUCGUGACGCUAGCCGAUGGAUUUGUACGCGCCGUGGCCAUGUCGAAGCAGUGCAUUACCAAUGUAAACGUCCUGGAGCUGAUGAAGGAAUUUCCGGGUGCCGAACAGCGGCCCGAAAUGCCCGAGGAACUGAAAUUGUGGCUAGAUUCUAUCGAAACGUCCAGUCAGAAGCUGCGUAAAGACAAGUAGAUGUUUGGAAUGGCAUAUAUUAUAUUUAUGUUUAUGUGGGCAUUACGGUGGAAUCAUGUGGGUUUAUAGAGGAUUGU